AUGCACGACUUCGACGUGGAUGCCGACAACAGACCCUUCAAAAGGCAAAGAUUAGGGCCGCAAGAGCUUAAGCCUCUGCCACUGGAUAUAUUGCUUUUAUCUUUACCUCAUCUACUGGCUCACCCACCUACGCAUCGACAACAUACCCGUUCGGUCAUUUUGUCGUUAUCUGCACUGCGAGGUUAUCUGGCGCAACCCAAUCUCGAACCACGUUUGGAAUGUCGCGCCUGGACCGAGCUAGCAGAAGCUGGGUUUCGACUGGGAUUGAAUACACCUGGUAUUGAGAAUGAGGUGGAGAGGGCGAUCACAAGAGCGUUGAUGAUUACACAUAAGCAUCCUUCUCUCAGAAUCUACAAACCACAGUUGACCCGCUUGUCAGCUCAGCUUGCUAUCCACCAAAACAACUCUCGGUUGGCUCAGAACAUACUUAAGAAGAUCCUGGUCUCUUUCAUUCUACCGACAGAUCCUCCGCAUGCACAGUAUAGCGCACAUCUCGCAUAUAUAGACUCACUCUCGGACAGUAAAUCAAUCGGAGCGAUUAGGGAACUCCACACACUAGCUUCACAUAAUAACCACACCGACGUCUCCCUCUUUGCCACAGUUCUGGAGUUGCAUCAUCUCCUUAAGAACGGCAUGUGGAAUAACGUUCGUCAAUCACUGGGAAGCAUAGAAAAAACCUUCACCGAAAUCCCCCGAACGAAUAUCCAGAAGGCACUCAUGAUGCAUGUUCUCAUCAUGGGUGUUCUAUACCAUACAUAUGUCGGAGAAUAUGAGAAUUCGCAAUCCAGGAUCAAGAAAUUGCACGAAAUGCUUGAUGGAGGGGCGUUAGAAGCAUUGGGGUCUAGCGGAAUAGUCGAAAUCGAACUCGCCAAUUCACACCCCCUUCGCGUGCAGGUUACACAUCCACGCGUGCUGUACACGCUGGGAUUUCUUGUUAGCAGCAUUUCGAAACGAGAUCCCGUGGGACGUAAACCGAAGCGCAGAUUGUACGCUGAGGAAGGCGUGCUCACUGUGGAAAGAGAGCUUAAAAAGGAAUUGGCAUUGCCCAUAUGGGCUUCCGUAAGCGAUCUCAAGGAGAUGCAAGAAAGAUUUCACAAGAUGCGAGCUGAUAUGCUCUGCGAGCUUAUCGGAGUUGCCAUAUCGCGAAGCGAAUUUGACGAUGCCGAAAGACGUCUUUCUCAAGUCAUUGCCGAAACACGUACCCACGGGCUUUUCGCCUUGUUUAGUGCCCGUAUUACCCUGCACCAAGCUCACCUUGCACAUGGUUUAGGCCGACCAGAGCGUGCUUUGAAGUGUUAUCAAGUUGCUGCAUAUCUGUCAAGAAGACGGGCGCCAAACGAAAUAAGAUUUGACGACAAGUAUGGUGAAGAUACAGAUGGCUGUGAAGACCCGUGGGUGAACGUAUCUGCACGUGCAGGAGAGUUGUGGUUACGAAUAGGAUUGGCCAGUGAACAAACAGAUGAAGGCACUCGUGAAUACGAGAUGGAAAUUCUCCGUGCAAGGGCUGUGGAUGUGGUGAAGGAAUGCGAAGGAUGCGGAGGAACACUUCAAGCUGUCGGUGCUGUUCUGGCUGCAUGUCUGUCGAAAGAAUUUCUGGCGACAAAGACACAUUUGCGAACUGCAUUGAAUUUGACAACGGCUGCGUCGGAUAAUCACCUUCGGGCAUUGGUUCUUGCGCUAGUUGCUGCGCAAUACGUCCACACCUCUACUGAGCAUGCAGAAACCAUGCUAAAUACUGCAGAAUUGUUGGCUGCCGGCCUCGGUGCUCAGCCAAAAGCAAACAAAGGCACCGACGGCGGGAAGAAUUCUGCGGCUCCCACUUCAAAUAUCAAAUCGGCAGAUAACGUCGGUAACGCCCACCUAAGGCUGUGGAUUGGAGAACGAGCUUUAGAGCUGAAGCGAAGGAAUGCCGAUGACCAAGGCGCUUCUAAACAGGAAUUAAUCAAUAAAAGGUUCGAAGAAGCUGUCGCGAAGGUUCGAAAGAGGAAAUUUGGCGAGGUCGAUUGA
Psilocybe cubensis is the source of this 2007-nucleotide messenger RNA. RefSeq lists its product as uncharacterized. Gene Ontology annotation, cellular component: chromatin; SMC loading complex. Lineage: Eukaryota; Fungi; Basidiomycota; Agaricomycetes; Agaricales; Agrocybaceae. The transcript is spliced from 8 exons. The record is from RefSeq and is a predicted model, not a curated record. Gene Ontology annotation, molecular function: double-stranded DNA binding. Gene Ontology annotation, biological process: maintenance of mitotic sister chromatid cohesion; mitotic sister chromatid cohesion. The coding region runs from base 1 to 2007 and encodes 668 amino acids.